AUUGUAUAUUUUUUAUAUUAAUACUUUGAAUACACAUGUGUUUGGUAUGUACACGUGCCUUUCACGCGAACUGGAGUUUAGUGUAAUUUGUGAAGAAAUAAUAUAUAAAUUUGUUCGAGAUAAUCCGCAAGAAUCAAAUUACGAAUAAGAUAUUAGCAUUCGGCGGAGCAUUUGAAAAGAUGCAUAUACAUCUUAUGAAUUUUAUGAAGCAGUAGAUGUUUAUGUCGUGCCUCACUUCGCACGAUAACAUGAAUUACAUAUUAACAGCGAUUACAAUAUUAUGGAAAAAAGUACUCCGAGUAGAGUUUUUUCACCGGUCUGGAAAUGUAGACUUGAAACCAGCGCGGUAAAUAUGAACACGAUCACGAUAUGGAUAUGUCAACAUCGUCAUGUCACUCCGAAUUUUGCAAGUUUGCAUAUAUGAGUCUUAAUAGUUAGCUAGUGAGAAUGGAGUAUUACAAAGGGUUACUUUUUCACUUGAUUUUAUUUUUUACUCUUUGUUCCUGCACGAGUGCGAGACUCUCAAAUGAAUACUAAGAAGGAAACAUAUAAAUAAAACAAAUGUUUGUCCAUAGCCCGAAUCUUCCUGGACGGUCGGUCUGCGAAGAUUUUAAUGCACACUUGCAAAUUGACUCACAAUAAGAACCGUUAUAAAACGCCUAAUAGCUUUCAAUAGGAUUAAUUCAUGCUCGCGCGGCACGACAACCGGCCGCCGUGCAUCAGAUCGCCACCAUUUUCGUUGGAGUAAAUAUUUCAGAGCUGGACAACUGUCUUCACAUAUAGGUCAAAUAUGAGGAUAUUUGUCGAAAGAGAAUCGAAAAUAUUGUAGAAAUUUAUAUAAGUUUGUUUUUAAAUGAAAUCUGGAAUUGUUGCAAAUAUUUUCUUCUAUAAUACAAGCGUUAAGGAAUGCAAAUAGAUCUGAUCUUCUCAAUUCCAUUUUCAUACAAUUUGGAACACAGUAGGCACGCAAAUCGAUUAUGCAUUCGCGCGUUUCAAUAUCACCUAUCCAAGGUUUCCCAAGUAAAGUGCCUUUUUCAACAAUUCGAUGCCGAGUCGCAAUGAUAUGAUUUUCUGAAAGACGAGAGUAACUGGAGUAACUGGAAGUCGUCAAUUAGACAGUUUGAUUGACGGACGAUCGUCCGACAGAUCCUCCGUGACCGGUAACACCUCCCGUCGUUACGGCCCCUCGAUUUGCGCGAGCCAGAAGGUCACGCAACACCCUCCGCUCCCCUUGGGUGUACCUUGAAAACGAAUGCACGCAUGCACUCGUACUGCACCGUCAUUGCACAUGGUAGUCAGUGAGUCAGUGAACCGUCCGCGACGACGACGACGACCACGACCACGACGGCGGCGGCGGCGGCUGCUGCUGCGGCGGUGAUUACUUAACGCGUCGCGGUAGAAAGUCGGCGAUAGUCGACAACGCCGGAUCGUCCGAGCUUGGCCGCCGCACGAUCGCGUUGCAGAUCUGCGUUUGUGUCGGGAAUUUGCGCUCGUUUUUCGAUCCUUGCUCUUCCUGUUUUUCUUUCUGUCUCCCUCUCCUGUUCGCUUUCUCUCUCUCUCUCUCUGACUGAUCGCGAGGCACUUGCUGAUCCAUGGAUCUCGUGAAUGCGCGCAAUCGAUGGCGUCCAUCCGCGAUCCGCUGCUCGCACAUUGUCCCGUUCACCCGCGACGAUAACUCCGCGACGCUGCUGAUGCAUUGACCGGCGCGUGCGAUCAUGACAACGAGCAGCGCUUGAUUCUAUUGACUGACGCACAGUGCACUGAACACUCGAAUCCUUGUUUCGUUCGAAAGCCAGUUUUUCCAGUCGAGCUGCGUGAAGAGAAGGCCGACAGCGAGGAUGGACGGUCUCGUGGAGAUUUUCCUCUUCUGCGGGGUACUCUGCUACCUCUUCAACCUUAGGCCUAAUAAUAUGGUGGACGUAUUAUCUACGCGUCUGCAGGAAGUAUACGCCAAAUGGGAAUCCAGGACGCAGGUGAUACGAAAUGCAGAACCAACGACCACACGAUUUUCACUGGACGGUCUCCGGCGAGCCGGGCAGCAUCUUCAACGAAAAAAGAUCCAGGACAGGGAACAAAUACGUAAGACACGCGAGAGCUCGCUGUUCAAGAUCAAGGAAACCGAGCCGCUGGCGCCUUCCUUUCAACAGAAAACCUCGUUCUUGCGCCAUUGCUGCAGCACCUGUACACCGACUUCCAGAGAUUCGCUGGUAAAUAGUGUGGUCAAGCAACAGCCAAGCGGCUUGAAUGUAUUAAUGGUGAAAACAGGUUCCACGUUUCUUUCAAGAGCGUUCAAACACGCAUCGUAUGUGUUAAACGCCAAGAGAUUUGAUUAUCCGAUAGUCACGCAGACGAUUCUGAACGAUGAGAGAUUAAAGGACGCUAUCAAAUUGACUGCUCGGGAGACAGCUGACAAUGAAGGUUGCAGCGAAGAAAAGGCAUUUGCAAAGGCGAAAGCCAGGGCCAAGAAGAUACUGCUGGAAAUGGAGAGCAGAUGCAGUGACACUCUUCUCAAGAUAAUCUCGUGGCUCAUAUAUAAACUGCUGCCUUGUUUUAUACAAUCCGCUGUCGUAGUACCGUCUCAGAUAGAAUUGCUGAAAAAGGCACACGAUUCCGGUUUACCGUUCGUGCUGGUGCCCCUACAUCGUAGUCAUCUGGACUAUAUAAUGAUCAGCUUCUGUCUAGUUAUGAAUAACAUGAGGAAUCCGUUAAUUGCAGCAGGGGACAAUUUAAAAAUUCCAUUUUUCGGAUGGCUUUUGAGACACAUGGGUGCGUUCUUCAUCAAACGUCGUAUCGACCCGGUGGCAGGCCGCAAGGAUCUUCUCUACCGCUCGAUCCUUCAGACGUACAUCAUGGAAAAUCUUCGUGCUGGACAUAACAUAGAAUUCUUCGUGGAGGGAGGCCGCACGAGAACUGGCAAGCCCUGCAUGCCAAAGAGCGGGAUUCUGAGCGUCAUCGUUGACGCGUACGUGGACGGCACCAUCGAGGACGCACUGUUGGUACCGGUAGUCGCGAACUACGAUCGUCUGGUCGACGGGAAUUUCGUCAGAGAACAAUUGGGACAGUCGAAGAAAAUGGAGACUUUUGCGUCGGCGAUUAAGGGCUUGUGGUCGACAGUAAUGGGCCAUUAUGGUAUCGUCAAGGUCGAUUUCUGUCAACCGUUUUCUCUCAGGGAAAUGGUGAAAAGCUUCCAAGCCCAGCAAAAUAAAUUGACUCCGAGACCGUCGAUAGAUAAACCAUUAAAAUACACCAUGUCGAAUUCGUCUCUUUACGGCACAGACGUUAUAGUGGAAGAGCAGCGUCAACUGGUGGAGGACAUCGCUCGACACAUCGUGUAUGAUGCAUCCAAAUCCACGCCAAUCAUGUCGACCAAUGUUGUUGCAUUUUUGCUAUUAAAUAGGUUCAGGGACGGCUGCACGCUGGACAAAUUAGUCGAGGCAUUCGAGUCGAUACGGGAAGAGAUGGAAUUUAGCAACAAGAAUGUAGCGUUUUGCGGAGAGAACAUCGAUAUCGUUAAACACGCAUUGAAUAUCUUGGGUCCAGGUUUGGUAACGCAGCAGCAACAAGAAAUCACCGAAGGCGUCUAUGGAAGCCAAUCUUACAAGUCGACCUUUGUCACGGCGAUCCGUCCCGUAUCAAUUCUGCCGAACGUGAUCGAGCUCUCGUAUUACAGCAACACCAUGCUGCUGUACUAUGUCCUGGACAGCGUAGUGGUGACCGCUUUAUAUGCUGAAUUGCACUCCCAGAUUAAUGAUCCAGUCGCGAUCGCCGAGAACGAUAUCACAGUGUUCCAGCAGAGUCUGCUCGAGAAAGCACUCAAGCUCUGCGACAUUCUGAGGUAUGAAUUUAUUUUCUGCAAACCGUGCCAGGAAUUGAAAGACGUGAUUCUCCAAACGAUACAGAACCUGUCGCACACGAACAUUUUCACUCAGAAAGAGGACGCUUAUCUCCAAGAAGAGCUGUGGAGUAGGAGGUACGCAGCUAAUUUCGACGAUAGUUCGGAUGAGGAGUAUUCGAGACAGCGGCAGAUCCGAAAGAUCGAGUACAAACUGAACCUAGAACCGGAACAGUCCAGUCGCAUGGAAUUUUUGCACACGAUAUUACGACCAUUGAUCGAUACGUACACCACCAGUGCCUCCAGUUUGAAAACAUUAAUCGGCCGCUCGCUCUGCGAGCGAGAUUUAACUCAGGAAGUGUUGAGCGAGAUCAAAAGCAAUUUGGACUGUGGCAUAAAUAGUUACGGAGAAAGUUUAUGCGUCGAUCCGAUAAAGAAUUCCUUCAAGCUCUUUGAAAAGUGGAACGUCUUGGAAUGCCACAUGCAAGACAACGUUAAAAUGUUUCACUUGAAGGAAGAUUACGAUACAGAAGUGGCAACGAAAUCCAUCUACGACACCGUAGCAGCUUUCAAAUGGACGAGAAGUGUUGAUUAA
Molecule: messenger RNA, 4427 nt
Organism: Ooceraea biroi (clonal raider ant)
Lineage: Eukaryota; Metazoa; Arthropoda; Insecta; Hymenoptera; Formicidae
Gene: mino
Product: glycerol-3-phosphate acyltransferase mino
Biological process (GO): glycerol-3-phosphate metabolic process; phospholipid biosynthetic process; triglyceride biosynthetic process
Cellular component (GO): mitochondrial membrane
Molecular function (GO): glycerol-3-phosphate O-acyltransferase activity
Source: RefSeq, a predicted model, not a curated record